This is a messenger RNA of Plutella xylostella (diamondback moth), 1848 nucleotides long. It is a transcript of the gene Muc91C, whose product is annotated as Mucin 91C. The record is from RefSeq and is a predicted model, not a curated record. Gene Ontology annotation, molecular function: transcription coactivator activity. Gene Ontology annotation, cellular component: RNA polymerase II transcription regulator complex. Lineage: Eukaryota; Metazoa; Arthropoda; Insecta; Lepidoptera; Plutellidae. Gene Ontology annotation, biological process: positive regulation of transcription by RNA polymerase II.
GCGCGCGCAGCCCCGGCACAGUGCGGCCAACGCACGCACAGCAGGGGACAGCGUUCCAAAUUCAAACUUUUGACAGUUCAAAGUUGCCAGUUAGUGCGGUUUUUUUUCCACGUUGGUGUUUUCCCCUUAACUCUUGGAUUGGUGCCCUCCCGCAGUUCAUCAUCAACUCUACAUGAUGGCUUUCUUCAAGAGUUUGAUGUUGACUGCGCUGCUGUGCGCCGCGCUGACCACCGCCGGCGCGCGCCCGCCGCGCAAACACUACAAACGUGAUGCCCCCAUUCCUCUGCACGCAGCGCCGCUCAGCAACUCGUACUUGCCGCCGUCGCGCCCGUCCAGCAGCUACGGCGCCCCCCCGCGCCCCUCCAGCAGCUAUGGCGCCCCUUCCAAGCCCUCAAGCAGCUAUGGAGCGCCCCCGUCCAGACCUUCUAGCAGCUAUGGAGCGCCCCCUCCGUCAUCUAGCUACGGAGCGCCGUCCAAGCCCCCAUCCAGCUCCUACGGCGCCCCUCCUUCCAGCUCCUAUGGAGCCCCCGCGCCGCGCCCGUCCUCCAGCUACGGAGCUCCGCCGAAACCAUCCAGCUCAUACGGAGCCCCCGCCAGGCCCCCAGCGACCAGCUACGGAGUGCCCACUGGACCUUCCUCGUCGUACGGAGCGCCUCCCAAGCCGUCCAGCAGCUACGGUGCGCCAGCACCUAAGCCAUCCAGCUCGUAUGGAGCCCCGGCCCCAGCCCCUUCAAGCUCCUACGGUGCUCCGCCAUCUAGCUCCUACGGAGCGCCCGCUCCGGCACCCUCGUCCAGCUACGGCGCGCCGGCUUCCGCGCCCUCCAACUCGUACGGAGCCCCGGCCGCUCCCCCGUCCACCUCCUACGGAACCCCCGCCCUGCCGCCCUCGUCCAGCUAUGGCGCUCCGGCCGCGGCCCCGCCAUCAUCGUCUUACGGUGCUCCCUCAUCAGGACAUGGCGGCGGCAGCAGUGGCUUCGGAAGCAGCGGGUUCGGCGGUAGCAGCGGCUUCGGAGGAGGCAGCUUCGGUGGCAGCGCUCCUUCCUCUAGCUACGGAGCACCCUCAGCCCCGUCUAGUUCAUACGGCGCCCCGGCCCAGGCUCCCUCGAGCUCCUACGGGGCUCCCUCGCAGGCACCGUCCAGCUCGUAUGGCGCGCCUAGCGCUGGCGGCUUCUCAUCCAGUGGAUCAGGAUUCGGUUCAUCUGGCGGCGGCGGCGGCGGUGGCUACUCUUCUGGCGGUUCUGGUGGCUACUCGGGCGGUCACUCCUCGGGCGGCGGCGGCGGCUACUCGUCCGGUGGUGGCUCCGGCGGGUACCCGAGCGGAGGCGGCGGUGGAUACUCAAGCGGUGGAUCGGGAGGCUACUCGUCCGGUGGCGGCUCGGGAGGCUACUCAUCCGGUGGUGGCUCAGGCGGCUACUCAUCCGGAGGCUCCGGUGGGUACUCAUCUGGCGGAUCAGGCGGCCACGGUGGCUCGAGCGGCGGCGGCGGCGGCUACCCCAGCAGCGUGCCGGCCACCAUCAACCAGAGCUACGACUCCAACGGUGGCUACGUCUACUAAGCCAGCUGUAACAUUCAUGAGAUUGCUAUCGAGUCCUUCUGUCCGUCAGUCAGGUAGAGAGCGCGUUGUAAAUUGGACGUCUAGAUGUUGUUUGUGAUCGGUUCCGUAGUUCUCUUCAAGCUUAGUCUCUCUAUUUAUUUAGAAUCGCGCUCAAAUGAAAGCUCUCGGCUGGAUGUGUCCAACGAAAGGAAAAAAGUAUUAAUUAUUUAAUGUAAUAGGAAAGAACUGUACAAAAAUUUAGCGGUUAAGUACAAAGGUAUUUUUUGUAUGAAUAAAACUUUUUGUAAAUAAUA